GGCCGGGUGUAUUACUUUAACCACCUGACAAACGCCAGCCAAUGGGAGCGGCCGAGCGGGGGCGCGCGGGCGGAGCCGGGGCGCGUGCGCUGCUCGCACCUGCUGGUCAAGCACAACCAAUCGCGGCGGCCGAGCAGCUGGAGGCAGGAGCGCAUCACCCGCUCCAAGGAGGAGGCGCUGGAGCUCAUCAACGGUUACAUCCAGAAGAUCAAAUCAGGAGAGGAGGAUUUUGAAUCUUUGGCUUCGCAGUUCAGCGACUGCAGCUCAGCCAAGGCUGGGGGGGACCUGGGAGCAUUUGGGAGAGGGCAGAUGCAGAAGCCGUUCGAGGACGCCUCGUUCGCGCUGCGGGCUGGCGAGAUGAGCGGCCCCGUGUUCACGGAAUCCGGGAUCCACAUCAUCCUCCGCACGGAGUGAAGUGCCUUGGGAGGGCGGGGCCUCCCGGGAAUCCCGUGGGAACGGGCGGGAAUCCACGGGGAGCCCGUGGGGAUCCGUGGGAAUCUAUGGAGGCCCUCAGGAAUCCAUGGGGAAGCCACGGGAAUUCACGGAAAUCCUAGGGGAUCCGUGGAGGUCUGUUGGGAUCUGUAGAAAUCUGUUAACGCCGCAGGAAGCCAUGGGAAUUCUCAGGAAUCCACAGGAAGUCCACGGGAGUCCGUGGAAUCCUCAGGAAAUCCAUGGGAAUCUAUGGAGAUCCAUGGGAAUUCACAGGAAUUCAUGGAAGUCCAUGGAGAUCCAUGGGAGUCUAUGGGAAUCCUCAGGAAUUCGCGGGAACUCACGGAAAUCCUCAGGAAUUGAUGGGAAACUAUGGAAAUCCUCAGGAAUCCAUGGGAAUUCAUGGAGGUCCAUGGGAAUCCUCAGGAAUCCACAGGAAAUCCAUGGAAUCCACGGGAAUCCACGGAAAUCCAUGGGAAUCCCGCCCCGCACUCCCCACCACCAACUCCAGAUCCCACAACUCCUCCAUUAUUCCCUCCUGGGUGGGAGCAAAACCAGAGAAUUCCUGCGGUUUUUGGGAAUGUUGGGUCAGCUGGAGCCGGCUCCUGGUGGUCCCUCGGUGGUGGUGGUGAUAAUGGUAACGAUGGCGAUGGCCAGCAGUGACAGUGACAGCGAGGACAGUGACCAGAGUGACAGUGACAACAAGGACAAUGACAAUGACCAACAGUAGUGAUGGUGAUGAUGACCAUGACCAACAGUGGUGACCAUGACCAGCAACCAAUGAUGGUGACAACAACAAUGACAAUGACCAGUGGUUGUGUCAAUGGCCAUGAUAAUGGUGGUAGUGAUGACAACGACCAUGACCAAUGGUGGUGACAAUGCCCAAUGAAGGUGACAAUGACCAACGAUGGUGA
This is a messenger RNA of Zonotrichia albicollis (white-throated sparrow), 1343 nucleotides long. The record is from RefSeq and is a predicted model, not a curated record. NCBI's taxonomy places the organism in Eukaryota, Metazoa, Chordata, Aves, Passeriformes, Passerellidae.